AUGGGAACUCCAAGGCCAUUUAUGAGUACAAGCGCCGCGACGAGCGCAAGAUUUGCUGAAGAGGAUAGACCGAACACAUUUGAAACUGAAGCACCAUGUACUUCCGCCGCUAGAGUUGAUGAAGAAAUACUGUUGGAUAGACCAGUUGAGACUAUAACUGAACCUGUUUCCCCCGGUACACCACAUGUAGUGACAUCGUCAGAUGGUGAUGAUAUUUUUGAGGAGCCAAAAUCAGGGAUGGAGUUCAAUUCGUUUGAAGAUCUGUUGAGCUAUUAUAAGCAGUAUGCAAAAAGAUGUGGGUUUGGGGUGAUGACACAAAGGAGUGAGAGGUCUAAUGAUCACGGUGUGAGAUAUGUUACUCUUGGUUGUGCACGGGGAGGGAAGGCCCAGAUUAAGAGUUCUAAUCCUGCAAACCCACGUCCGACGGGAAAGACGGAUUGUAAGGCCCGGAUUAAUGCACUAAGAAUUGAGGGGAAGAUGCGGUUGACAACAGUGAAUAAUACACAUAAUCAUGUAAUCAGCCCUCAGAAAUCCCGCUUCUUUCGAUGCAAUAGAGCAGUUAGUGAAACCGUUAAAAGUGUCCUAGACACAAAUAAUUUAGCUGGCAUCCGAAUGAACAAGAGUUAUGGAUCUCUUGUGGUUGGCGCAGGUGGCUUUGAGAACCUCCCUUUUUUGGAAAAGGAUUGUCGCAAUUACAUCGACAAAGCCCGUCAUCUGCGACUUGGUGCAGCUUCAAAGGCAAUUAUCACCGAUCAAGACAGAGCAAUGAAAAAUGCAAUUGCUAUUGUCUUUCCUGAAAGUCGACAUAGAUUUUGCCUUUGGCAUAUACUUAAAAAAGUCCUCGAGAAGUUUGGAUCGUAUGCCACCUAUAGAAGUGGGCUGAAAAUCGAGCUGAUGAAAUGUGUGUACAACACACAAACUAUUCAGGAGUUUGAAAACUGUUGGGCCGGUUUUAUUAACACAUACGACUUACAUGAGAAUGCAUGGUUGACAAGUUUAUACAAUGAGCGUGAGCAUUGGGUACCGGUUUUCCUAAAAGAGCACUUUUGGGCUGGAAUGAGUACAACACAGCGAAGCGAGAGUAUGAAUGCUUUUUUUGACGGUUACAUCCAUGCGAAGACCAACUUGAAGGAGUUUGUCGACCAGUUUGACAAUGCAUUGAAGAAGAAAAUUGAAAAUGAAAAUCAAGCGGAAUUCCAGUCAUUUAACGGCACCAUUCCUUGCAUAUCUAGAUCCCCAAUUGAGAAGAAAUUUCAAUCCUUGUACACCAAUGCUAAAUUUAAGGAAGUUCAACAGCAAGUCAUUGGCAUGCUUGAUUUGGAAAUUAAGCUACACAGGUCUGAUGGCGUAACUAGCACUUAUGUAUUAGAGGAUGAAGUUCGUAUUCAGGAGUUCACAAAACAGUACAUUUUGGACCGAUGGAGGAAGGACAUCAAGAGGAGAUACACGUCAAUCCGAAGUAGCUACGAUGCAGGAGAUCAGAGGCCAAAUGGUAAUAGACACACAAUUCUUCUGAAUAUGUGCUACGAGAUGAUAGAUUAUGCUGUGGAUUCUAAUGAGCAAUUUGAAGAUGCAAAGAAGAGGAUAAAUGAGAUGACUGGAUUAUAUCGUCAAUACCAAUGCCCCUUGUCUAUGGCCGAGACAGGUUCGGAACCUGUAUUUACGACACAGGAUACUGCAGUUGGUAGUUCACAACAAGUGAAAAGUCCACGUAUUGUCAGAGGGAAGGGAAGACCCCCCUCUCUUAGAAGAGCAUCUAGGAUGGAGAUAGACAUGUGGAAGGUUAAAGCCAAACAAGCCAAACAACAAGUUGGAGGAAAACGCAAACAGCGAGAUGAGAGAGAGACAUCUUCCAUGGGAACGUGUAUGAAUUUAUUUCAUGACGGAGAUAUUGCAGCCCUGGACACGCGCAAGAAUUUAUUUGGGCCAUCGGAAGUAGAUAUUUGUGUCAAUCCUGGACAAGUGCAGGGAGUUCGAGACAGCUCACCUUUUAACAGUAGUGGACCCACCCAAUCUCAUCCCAUUAUUGAUAGUCAAGAAAGUAUAUUUUAUGAUUGGAUGGCACACAACCAGAACUCUUUGGGUGGAGAUGGGUCACAAGAAUAG
Molecule: messenger RNA, 2106 nt
Organism: Carya illinoinensis
Lineage: Eukaryota; Viridiplantae; Streptophyta; Magnoliopsida; Fagales; Juglandaceae
Product: protein FAR-RED IMPAIRED RESPONSE 1-like
Exons: 7
Coding region: 1-2106 (701 amino acids)
Source: RefSeq, a predicted model, not a curated record